GCCACUUGGAGACAUGGAGCUGUGGCAGCAGCUGCAGCAGGCAGAAAUGGUCCCCCCAGAGCUCGGCCAACCACCCAGGGCCCUGCUGGGGGUUCCUUCACCAGCUGAGAUGGCUAGCUCCACCCUCUCAUCUCCCGGGGAAGAUGCCUUGGGUGCCAGCAAGAGUCUGCAAUGGAUCUGGGAGGAGCUGGGGAAUCUCCGCAAGGUGGAUGCCCAGCUGCUGAAAGAGCUGUGCCACCUGGGGCUGGAGUUGAAGAUGCUGAGAGAGGAACUCGCUUAUUUGGAAGAGGAGGAGGAGACCAUUGAGGAGGAAGAAGAGGAGGAAGAGCCAGAGAAGCAGGAGGAAGUACCACAGAAUGUCUCCUUCUUUGUGCCAGGCUAUCGGCUCCCUGACUUUGAGAUGACUAUCUGAGGCCCUGCUUCCAGUGGA
Molecule: messenger RNA, 430 nt
Organism: Suncus etruscus (white-toothed pygmy shrew)
Lineage: Eukaryota; Metazoa; Chordata; Mammalia; Eulipotyphla; Soricidae
Gene: ERICH4
Product: glutamate rich 4
Exons: 2
Coding region: 14-412 (132 amino acids)
Source: RefSeq, a predicted model, not a curated record